UUUAAAUAGCCUCAUCCAAUCGUAUUUGCGGUUACAAUUUUAUUUACAAAUGGCGCAGAAAUGUAAAUUGCCAAAGAAAUCCAACAGUUCCUAGCUUUAUUGAAAAAAUGUCGUUUGUGCGAAUUGGAGGCAGAAACCCACCAAGAAAGAAGAAGACAUGUAAACCCAGACCUUGGGAUGACACAGUAAAUGAUUUAGAUGCCUACAAGGCUACACCUGAAGAAAUUGCAUACAGGAAAGCUUCACAUAGAUCAAAACAUGCUGUGUCUACACAUCUUACAAGACCUGGAUCUGCAAGGAAAGGUAAAAGAGCCAGUCCAUUCAAAAACAACUCACAGGCUCGUAAAAUUGCCAUCAUGAAGGAAGUUCUCUAUGACCAAAAACAGCUACAGGAAGUACUGGAAAAGUCAGACACUAUGAUGGCUGUUGUCAAAGACUUGUUUGGAGAUGAUCCAAGGAGGUUUGCAGGUAUCCCAUCUGUAACAACUGCACCAAACUCCCGGAAAGCAGACGUAGCUUCCUCUCUGAUAAAUCUACCUCCAGAUAUAAGAACUCGGACUGAAGAUAUCAGUGAUUUAAUGAUGAAUCAGUCUGCACUUAAUGAACUUCAAGACUCAGGAUCUGACCUAGAUGAAUCUCAUCCAGUGCCAUUGUCUUACCAGCCAAAAAUGAACAUGCAGAGAUUCCAGCAAUUUAUUGAAGCCGAAGAGAAAAAUACCACUCUGAGCACAAUUAGCGGACAGGCAGGCAUGAGUCAUCUGGGUCAGAUGUUGUCAAGUCAGCUCAACAGUAGAAAUAUCCAGAGUUCUCAACUACCUGAUCAGACAGAAUUAACAUCAAAAGAUGGUUCAUUUCGUACACCACCAAAGAACAAGAAAGACCCAAAUGAAUCAAUAGAAAUUUUACAGCCACCAAAAUCAGCUAUGAAUGAUACAAACAAGAUCAAUAAAACCAAAGGAAGAGUUCCAAAACCACAGCCAGAACAGAACACAUCAAACCUCAGUCUCAAUGAAUUAAGAAAGGUUUUAGAAACAUUAGAAGAUGAAGUAGCAGAGUACGAGCGUCUGACAGGUCGUCGACCUCCAGCGGAACGUCACAGGCAGGAGUCGUUCUCCGGUUACACUCUAGCUAUUGUGGACUCAGUAACAAAACUGACACGCUACCUUAGGGAAUGUGAACUACGUUUGCAUGCUGAAGUCACUGUCAGGGAACAGCUUGCACAGGAUGUUGUGCAAUUUAAAGCAUUGGUUGAUGCAUUAACUUCUGAUAUUAUUCUUACACAAGAGGAAUUCCACACUAUGGCAUCUGAGUUCCGGAAAUUCAGACAAGACACACAGGCUGAAAUACAGAGAUUGAAGGGUGAACAGCCCCAGUCCUCACAGCAGUGGAGCCCGGCUCAGUCAGUGAACUCCAAUCCUGCAGAACCAGUUCAGACCCAGACACCACCAAAAGCCCAGCAACGUCAAGAUAUACAAAAUAUGCCUAGUAAGCAGCCAUUUGGAGAUCAUCUGAAGCCUGUUUCUGCUGCUGUUAUGUUAUCUCCCCCUGUGAGAAGGUCAAGAGUUAUAGAACCUGAGAGACAAGUUGCUAGGCAGCAGGGUUCCUUGUUAGACUAUCAGGACUAUGUUUCAAGUGUGGAUAGUUCUGCCUUGCAAGAAGAUUUUGCUGAGCUGCCGGGUCUUUGUACAACAAGUCUUGCUCAAGUCAUCAACCCAAACACUGGUCCCCUGCAGACAAACAGACUACCGAGUGAGGAACCAGCUUCUCAGUCACAGGUUAGACUUCCUGUAUCAGUGUCAGUGAACUCUGUAAAUGUUCCCAGACCUACACCACUAGUUCAGAGCAAUGUAGGAAUACCUCUACCUUCGGACUCUACUGGGCUCCCGUCCAGAAGUUCUCAACAAUUACCACUGUCAUUUUAUGAGAAAAAUCAACCAAUAACUGUAAUACCCAAAGACAGGCCUCAGACAUUGCAAAGGAUACAUGACCAGAAUAGCGUGUCAUCACAAGACCAAUCUGAUUCUUCAGAAAGGUCACAUGACCCAAUGGUUCCUGGUUCAGACAGAGAUUUUCUUGCCUCACAAAUUGCCGAGCUGAAUAAGCAACAUGCUGAAGCUCAGAAGAGAUUAAAUAGUUUAAUGCAUCAGCAGCAGGCUGCUCAGAGUCAAGGUCAAGAUGUAUUAAUACAACAGCAACAACAACAAAUUCAACAGCAGCAGGGUCAAGAAGCAAGACAGCAGGUUGUAGAAAAUCAACAACGGAUUCAACAGCAACAGCUGCAGCAUGAGCAGCAACAGAGACUUAUUGAAAUGGUCAUGCAGCAACAGCAAAGAAUUCAUGAACAGCAACAGCAACAGAAACUUCAGCAGCAGCAGCUUGAGGAGCAGCAACAGUUGCAGCAGCAAGUACAGCAGAAUCAUCGCCCCAGACCAACUAUACCAGCUGAGAUGACAAAUGGAACGACAACUGUCAGACAGUCAACAGAAUUACCAGGAUACAGACCUGUACAGAAACGGACUGGUCUUCCAGCAUAUCCAGUGUCUCCAAAUAUUUCACCAAUAUCCCAGAGAUCUGAGAGUUACAAAAUGAUGUUCCAGUCAGUUGAUAGUCAGAAUGCGAGUGUGAGUGCUCCAAUGGGUAGGGGAAUUACUGUAUCUGUAUCUAUACCAAAAGUUGAUAUGGAUCAGUCAGGGGGUAGUCCUUCACCUAACCCACCACGCACUGCCAGAUAGAACUUACUUUCUAGAUUCACUGUUCAACAUCAUUUUGUGGGAAGUCAGUCACCAGGGCAUAAAAGAUGGCAUGUGCUUGAGGACCAUUCAGUACCUUAUGAAAAUUGAUGGCUAAUUCAUUUAGUUUAUCUAUGUCAGUUUACUAUUACAUUAAGUUGUGACACUAAGUACCAUGUUACUUGAAUAUACUCUGGAGUUCAUGUGUAACAUUUAAUAUAUUUAAUUUUGAUGUUGCUUUUUUGCAACACAACCAUGCGCUUUUGUUAGGUUUAGAAUUGACUGUAAGUAACUACAUAGAUUGUUAUUGUAUUAAAGCAGAUGCUAAAAACAUCACAGUAGCAGGGUCAACACCUCAUGUGGCCUUUGUUAUGCAAAAUUUUAUUUUGUCUGGUGUAUUUAAGACUUAAAGUAUGUGGAAAAAGCUGUAACCUGUCUGUGAUAGUGUUCAUAUGUAAAAUCAUAUUUCCAUUUUAUAUUAAAAUGGAACAAAAUGUGAUUGUCAGUAUAAAGAUAUAUAGUAAAUAUAAUUUAAAUUGUAUUGCAUUGAUACUAGUAAGAUUUUUGUUUUGUACAGUAGUGUCUGACCUUUUACAGAUGCUUGUAACCUUAGAAAGAAAUAAAAACAGCAUACAGUUGGCA
Messenger RNA from Mercenaria mercenaria, 3371 nucleotides. RefSeq names its product spindle and centriole-associated protein 1-like. Lineage: Eukaryota; Metazoa; Mollusca; Bivalvia; Venerida; Veneridae. Gene Ontology annotation, cellular component: centriole; centrosome; spindle. The coding region runs from base 108 to 2732 and encodes 874 amino acids. The transcript is spliced from 16 exons. The record is from RefSeq and is a predicted model, not a curated record. Gene Ontology annotation, biological process: metaphase chromosome alignment; mitotic spindle assembly; regulation of centriole replication.